AGGCAGGAGCAGCGUCUGGAAGUGCAGGAAUGUGGCGUGUGGAUCCCUUGGCGACUCCAGUCGAGUAACCGUGCGGGAUACCUUGUAGGCGGGUUGAAGCCUGGUCGCGGACUCCACCCGCCGCUGCCGCUAGGAGAAGAGCGGGAACCUCUCGGGCUGGGUGUCCUCAGCUUGGCCCUCAGCCAGCGACGCUGAAAAAGAUAAGGGGAAAGGGGUCGGUGAGGAGAUGCAGGUGAAGUAGGUUUCUCUACAGAUCCAGUGCCUUUAAACCCUGCGCACACUUUUUUAAAAAUGAAAAAAUUAAGGCUUAAGGAGCUAGAGAGUCGCCUGCAACAAGUGGAUGGAUUCGAAAAGCCCAAGCUCCUUCUAGAACAGUAUCCAACCAGGCCGCACAUUGCAGCAUGUAUGCUCUAUACAAUCCAUAAUACAUAUGAUGACAUUGAAAAUAAAGUGAUUGCAGAUCUAGGAUGUGGCUGUGGAGUGCUUAGCAUUGGAACUGCAAUGCUAGGAGCAGGGUUGUGUGUUGGAUUUGACAUAGAUGAAGAUGCAUUGGAAAUAUUUAAUAGGAAUGUAGAAGAGUUUGAGUUAACAAAUGUAGACAUGGUUCAAUGUGAUGUAUGCUCAUUAUCUAACAGACUGUCCAAAUCAUUUGAUACAGUAAUUAUGAAUCCUCCCUUUGGGACCAAAAAUAAUAAAGGGACAGAUAUGGCAUUUCUGAAGACUGCUUUAGAAAUGGCAAGAACCGCAGUAUAUUCUUUACACAAAUCCUCAACUAGAGAACAUAUUCAAAAGAAAGCUGCAGAGUGGAAAGUCAAGAUAGAUAUUAUUGCAGAGCUGCGAUACGACCUGCCAGCAUCAUACAAGUUUCAUAAAAAAAAAUCAGUAGACAUCGAAGUGGAUCUAAUUCGGUUUUCUUUUUAACAGCUUCCAAAGACAAAAGCAGCUUAAAAUCUAAUUAAAAUGAAUUAAAAAUUUGUUUAUU
Messenger RNA from Budorcas taxicolor (takin), 982 nucleotides. RefSeq names its product methyltransferase 5, N6-adenosine (gene METTL5). NCBI's taxonomy places the organism in Eukaryota, Metazoa, Chordata, Mammalia, Artiodactyla, Bovidae. The transcript is spliced from 7 exons. Gene Ontology annotation, biological process: rRNA methylation. Bases 292 to 921 code for a protein of 209 amino acids. Gene Ontology annotation, molecular function: nucleic acid binding; rRNA (adenine-N6-)-methyltransferase activity. The record is from RefSeq and is a predicted model, not a curated record.